Molecule: messenger RNA, 2792 nt
Organism: Conger conger (European conger)
Lineage: Eukaryota; Metazoa; Chordata; Actinopteri; Anguilliformes; Congridae
Gene: xndc1n
Product: xrcc1 N-terminal domain containing 1
Exons: 4
Coding region: 455-1027 (190 amino acids)
Source: RefSeq, a predicted model, not a curated record
AGACAUUUAAAUUCAGUUCCCAAGCUGGAACAUGUCCGUUGUGUUGAUAAUUUAUAAUCUCAAUAAUUUGUUAUUUAUCUGCUCCAAAAGCAACUUACAGUUGAUUAGACUAAGCAGGGGACAAUCCCCCUGCAACGAUGUAGGGUUAAGGGCCUUGCUCAAGGGCCCCAACAGCUGUGUGGAUCUUAUCAUGGCUACACCGGUGCCUGAAUCACCAACCUUCCGGGUCCCAGUAAAAGCACCAUAGCCGCUGGGCUACAGGCUGCUGAUUCCAGGCUCACCGUGUAACUGACGGGCCUAAACUGUGGUUGAACCCGGGCCCUGAUGUCUGAGACGUGAGCGCGGUCUGUUUCUCUGCGUCUUCCUCAGAGGAGGGUCCCCCGGGCGUGACCGCCUGGGCGGGGCAGCGGAGGGCAGCGGGCGGGACGGGGCGGGGCUUAGCCGCGCGGCUCGCAUGGUCAUCACUGCGGCCCAGUCUGGAAGGCGGAGCCUCCUCCCUAGCCCCGCCUCCCCUCCUAACCCCACCUCCCCCUCCAGCGUCCAGAAACGACCCACCGCAGUCCGUCCAGAGGGAGAGGCCAGCAUUAACCCUAAAAAGACCAGCAGACCGGUGAAGAGGAAGCCAGUCUCCAGAAAGAGACCUCAGGCCCCCUGCUGGAAGAAGACCAGACCUGCAGCCUGUGAGCAGUCUCUCAGUAACAGCCCUCCCUGCUCUACAGCCCCCCCUGGGGCCUCGGAGGACCCUGAAACCUGCUGCCCCUUAUGUGGAGGCUACUUCAGUCCCGAAUAUUUGCCCCAACACGCCUCCUCCUGCCAGGGGGAGGAGCCAGACGUGGAGCUGAGCUUCACGCCCCCCUACAGCCCCGCCCACAGCAGCGGUGGCCCCGCCCACAGCCCCGCCCUCUACGCAGAGCAGGACCUGGUGCCCUGCCCUGUGUGCUCCUUCCGGUUCCCCUCCUCUCAGAUCCAUCUGCACGCCAGCAGCUGCGGAGACCCUCUGGAGCCCCAAUGGAGCUGGGUGGACUGACCUCUGACCUCUGACCUCUGACCCCCCUGCACUCUCAGGGAAAAAUGGACAAAAAAAACCUGCCUAAAGAGGUACUAACACUUGCCAUUGUGGUGGUACCUAAUGGGUACAAUAAAAAUGUACCCCUAGCCAGUCAUACAGAAUUUGUCCCUUUUUAGCUCGUAAUUUCAGGGGACGUUUGUGAGAAUUGUCCCAUAAAACCUAAAAAUGCCUUUAUUUGUGACAGAGUGUGUCAGUGUGGAAGCUGUGUGUCAGUGUGUGUCAGUGUGGAAGCUGUGUGUCAGUGUGUGUCAGUGUGGGUGCUGUGUGUUAGUGUGUGUCAGUGUGGGAGCUGUGUGUCCAAACCAAGCUGGCCAGAGUAGGAUGGGCUUCUCCUGAGGUUUCCUCCUUCCAGGGAGUUUUUCGUUGCCACUGUCACCUCUACUGGCUUUGGGGGGGGGGGGUUUAGGCCAGAGAGAAAAUAAUUUUGUAAAAUACACCGUAUAAAUAAAAAAAGGGAUUUGAUUUGAUCGCUGUGGUUCACUGUGAUUGAGAGAAACACACCACCACAUUGACUCCGCCGGGAAGUCGGGGAUACCACCGGCAGGUCGGACAAACGAGUCACUCGGUGCCGGUCCAUUCUGGGUGACCGGAGACCCAGGGAGCAUUCUGUCCUUCAUCCUGAGUUCCUCUUCCUCCUCAUCAGUCCGUUUGGCGGAUAUUAGCGAGCAUCACCUGGGGAGGGCGGCUGUGGGAAACGGCUGCAAGCCUGGAGGUGUUUUUCUGUUUCUGCAGCUCAGCCUCGCCAACGUAGACCUGCAAUAACGACACGCUUGACAAACCUGUAAUACCCAUCAACUCACCUGUGACACCAACCACCACUUACCUCUCACUGUCUACUGUCUAUGUAUUUCAGCCAUGUUUUUACCAUGUUUACUCCUCUGUCUUUCUUGUUCAAAAAAAGUGUUAUAAACAAUUCAGGGUGUUAAAACACGUUGAAGGAUUAUGUAACAGUGCCAGUCCAGGUAAUGGAAGAACAGAGAGAAAAAGAUACAGGAGCCACCACCUUAAUUACACUAACGAGGGGGGGGUGAUAUAGUUGCAUCUUAAUUGGUGUGUCCUCAUGGGGGGUGGUGUCUCGUAGUGUCUGUUCAUGGGUGAUAAUUCCACAAUCAAGCAGAAAUCUCUAGAGCACAGUAGAACGAAGAACAACACGCUACCUGUCUUCCACAACUGACAUCCUUCACUCUGGAUACUGACUCUGUUUCGGCUCUGUCGAGUUCCGUAACACCUGUACCUCUCCACACACACCCGAACCGGGCCCUGAAAGGUCCGGACCCCUGAGGUUCUGAUGGAUAUGUGAAGUUCCUGAUAGUUUGGGGCAAGAACUUUGAAUUUAGGGUACCGAAUCCUGUUUGCCUAUCGACAUGGAAAACCUUACGGUAAGGAUGUUUUUGGGAAUACGUUUAUGCAGUAGUUCAUUCAUUAGAAGGUUUCAGUCUGGUUAUCUUCAUGUUCUAAGAUGUUCUGAUUGAUGAAAUAAGGCACCGUUAAAUGGUUGAAUCACAGAUGAUUGAAAUAUUAACAAUUUUUAGUCUAAGAAAUGUGAUUCUCUGCAUUGUUAGUGAGUGUAUUGUACAUAGUGAAAUGCCGCAAAGCAAGAAGGAUCUAAGAAAACAAUUCAGUGAAUCUUACUGAUUUUGAUACUUUUUACAAUAUUCCAAUGUUUAUUGUAACCCGAGAACGUUUUUGAGUGGAUGUCAGGAGAAGGUGCACAGAUCACACC